CUCUAAGCUGGUUAGCGAUGUCGAAGAACGAUUCCCAGAUCAAAGCUCUGUCGAACUUGAAGUCGUCUGAGCGUAGGAGGUUGCUGUCCUCGAUCAUCGAGACAUAUAAGCUGCCGACAAACCUCACAAAGAGCACCCAGGAGUUGUUCUUGCCGAGCACAAUCAAGUACACGGAGUUCAAAUCACCAAAGGAGCACGUGGAUGUGCUGUACAUGGAUAACGACCAGAUUCCAGUGUGGUUCUCAUCAAGGGCCGGGAAGUUAGUGCCAACAGUGUAUACCUUGUGGAGGGCGCCAUUCCUGCUGGAGAAAGUGUACACUAACCCUCAUGUUAUAGAGGUCCUGAUAGGUGGCGCCAAUUUGAUGCUUCCGGGAUGUGCACCAUCUUUUGGUACGAUUCAGAAGGGUGAUGUUGUUGGGAUUUGCGAUACUGCUCAUCCAAAUAGGGUCAUGGCCAUUGGAUACGCAGCACUUGACCUUAAGGACAUAACAAAGACUGUAGGCACUACCGGGAUUGCCGUGAAUGUGAUUCAUAGAGUCGAUGACGUUAUAUGCCAUGUUGCUAAGAAGAAAGUUGAGGUCCCCGAACAAGUUGAGGAGGUGACUAUGGUGUUGAAAGAGGAGGAGGAGGAGGAGGAGGAGAAGGGGGAGGAAGAGACCGAUGUGCAGGCAAAAGAAGAGGACUCUAAUCAGAGUACACAUGGAGAUGAUAGAUCUGAAGACGUAACUACAGACCAAGUUGAAAAGUUGACUAAAGAGCUCAACGACUUGACAACAGAUGAUGUUGAUUAUCUUCUCAAGAGAGCACUCUACCAGACCUUGACUCAAACCCCAGUCACACCACCGUUGUCAUCUUCACAGUUCAUGGACCAACUGGUUCAAAACUUGGCUACAGAUCAUUCAGAUGUCAACAUCAAGAAGUCGUCGUGGAAGAAGGCAGCGAAAUUCCUGAAGGCAAUGGAGAAAGAUGGAUUUCUCAAAUUGAAGGGCAAAGGCGAUGACUUGACAGUUGUUGAAGUUGCAAAGUCUUCAAACAAUGAUACUCUCAAAGGUUUCGUUCCUUACAAAGUGAAGAAACCAGCAAAGAAAUCCCCUUCUGAAUCCUCAUCAAAUGGAAAAGCAGCCGGUUCUCUCAUCUUGGAGCAUUAUUACAAACCAACUUCUGUCCUUAGACCGUUGUAUAACUCUCUGGACCUAGAGCUCGAUGCUUAUUACACUACAAAGGAAUUGAGAAAGCACUUGGAUCAGUACAUUGACAAGGAGCAACUCGUGAACCCGGCAGAUAAGUCCACUAUCAUAGUCAACGACUUCUUGAGCAAAAUUAUACCAGGGAACAAGAAUCUCGUUAAACGUAGCCAGCUAUUGGCACCUUUUGAGAAGCAAUUCUCACCAUUCUAUACAAUUUCUAAACCAGGUCAAAGCAAUGGAUCGUUAAAGAAACUCCGUGGUACCCCACCGAAGGUUCAUAUUGUUAUUGAAACGAAGAUUGGACGGAAAACCAUCACAAGGGUUUUCAAUUUUGAGACCUAUGGCGUCGACGCUGAAGUGUUGAGUGCUGAGCUCAAGCUGAAAUGCUCUGGCUCUGCGACAAUCAGACCAAACGUCCAGAGUCCAAAGAUUAUUGAAGUUGUUGUGCAAGGUUCUCAUUCCCAAAAGGCUGUUGAGUUGUUGACGACGAAGUUUGGGCUGAACCCAAAUUGGAUCGACAGCGAGGAUAAGUCCAAGAAGUCCAAGAAGAAGAAGUGAGUAUGCUCCACGAUACUUGUAGUGCCUUGUCGAGCUUAUAGUCGUUGACGAGUUGCUCAAUUGUACGUUUGUCUUCCAAACUGUCCAAUCUGUUGUAGUUUUGUCGUACCUGAUCAAUAACCAUUC
This is a messenger RNA of Williopsis jadinii, 1871 nucleotides long. RefSeq names its product Tma64p (gene TMA64). Gene Ontology annotation, biological process: formation of translation preinitiation complex; translational initiation. NCBI's taxonomy places the organism in Eukaryota, Fungi, Ascomycota, Saccharomycetes, Phaffomycetales, Wickerhamomycetaceae. Gene Ontology annotation, molecular function: RNA binding; translation initiation factor activity. The coding region runs from base 18 to 1745 and encodes 575 amino acids. The record is from RefSeq and is a predicted model, not a curated record. The transcript has 2 exons.